CAAUGGGUGCCACGUAGGGUGACCUCUGAGCAUGGACCAAAGACUAUUCAGCAGAUUCGUGAAGACUACGCUAAGGACUUUGGUGUCUACUAUCCGAGUCAGGGUCAGCUGCGCGGUAGUGCUUUCGCAAAUCUAUUCAGCCCGCCACCACGACCUGGAAUGUCAGAGUCGUUCAUGUUCGCUCCAAGGUCAGCCCUCGGUGCAAAUAUCGGUACUGGACCUGGAGUAAUACACGUGGAGGGCAUGAAUGGCUUUGCUGGAAAUAUGCCCAGGAGUAGACAAAUGAAUCAUCAAGGACAAGGUUAUGAUGGAGGUGCCAGCCGUGGCAGGCAACAGCAAGGAGGGCAGCAGAAGAGCCCCCAGCAGUUCCCACCACGAUUCCAGUCGCAGGGCUCUCCCCAGCAAUUGUCGCCACACCCAUCACCACCCUCUACACAAGGUGGUAUCCAACAACAGAAAAAGGAUCUGCCACCUCGAUUCAUGAAGAAGCAACCACCCAACUUCAAUCCUGACGAGAUAAGUUUGAGACCAGCGCAGGGUUCGGUGAUACUGAAACCAAAUGCACCAAGUAUGCUGCCUAAGUCGGCCAUGCCUGUUGCACAGUCUCAUUACAUGCCAAUGCAGCCACCUAUCCAGCCAGUACCAGUCAUGAUGCCAGCACAGCCUCAUGUACUACCAAUUAAAAUUAUUCCCAAGAAAGAAGAUGUUAAGAGAGAGAAGGCGAAGGCGCCAAGCAAGCAUGACCUGCUCAACAAUACGAAGAAAAAUGUCAUGGAUUUUCUUCAAAGUCACAACGAGCAAGAAUUUGUUAAUAACUUCAAACAGAUGAUGGUUCCAAACAGAUACAUGGCAGAUAUUGUAUGUGCAAUUAUGACCUCUGCUAUUGACAAAUCUGAUGAGGACAGAGACUUCGUGAGUGCCCUCAUCUGUACAUUGAAGAAAGAGGCUCUCAUCUCUCAAAGGAGUUUCAUGGAGGGGUUCAAGUGUCUGCUUGACCAAAUGACAGAGCUGGAGGUGGAAGUGCCACUUGUGCGCUCGUACGCGGCCGGCUACGGAGCACAAGCGGUCGCCAGUGAACUGAUAACGCUAGCCGAGCUUUCAGAGCCCAUGCGAAAUGGUGCCUUUUACCCACUGUUCCCACUUUGUCUGCAACAGAUCCACAAGCUGAAGGGUGAGGACUGGCUGUUUGACAACUUUGAAGAGUCAAAAAUUGAUCUUCAGCACAUGCUACCAGAAAUUGACCAGACAUUAAAUCAUCCUCAUUUUCACUAA
Priapulus caudatus is the source of this 1272-nucleotide messenger RNA. Its product is annotated as eukaryotic translation initiation factor 4 gamma 2-like. The record is from RefSeq and is a predicted model, not a curated record. Gene Ontology annotation, molecular function: protein binding; translation initiation factor activity; mRNA binding. Lineage: Eukaryota; Metazoa; Priapulida; Priapulimorpha; Priapulimorphida; Priapulidae. Gene Ontology annotation, cellular component: eukaryotic translation initiation factor 4F complex.